UGGUUGCCCUAGGUGUCUGCUUGCAUUCCUGUACUUAGACUGGCCAGAACCCGUAAGAAGGUUUUGUUUUACUGUCACUUUCCUGAUCAGCUUCUGACCAAGAGAGAGUCUCUCCUAAAGCGCAUCUACAGAUUACCGCUGGACUGGCUGGAAGAAUACACGACUGGCAUGGCAGACUGUAUUGUUGUGAACAGCAAGUAUGAGAGAAAAAAGAAUCUAGCAUUGGCACUCGAAGCUUUGUGCGAGCUUCAAGGAAGGCUUGAUUCUCAUGAGUGGAAUGAAGUUCACCUGGUUAUGGCAGGUGGUUAUGAUAAAAGAGUCCUGGAGAACGUGGAGCACUAUGAAGAGCUGAGGAGACUUGCAGCCAAGCUUAGUGUUAAUGACCAUGUCACUUUUCUGAGAUCGUUCUCGGAUGAACAGAAGAUCUCACUUUUUAGUAACUCUGUAUGUGUGCUUUAUACGCCAAGCAAUGAACAUUUUGGCAUUGUUCCUCUGGAGGCAAUGUAUAUGAGAUGUCCAGUUAUAGCAGUUAAUUCAGGCGGUCCUUUAGAAUCAAUCUUGCAUAAUGUUACAGGAUUUUUGUGUGAUCCUCUGCCAAUGCAAUUCUCUGAGGCCAUGGAAAAAAUUGUGAGAGAUCCUCUCUUAAAGGACACAAUGGGAGCAGCUGGGAGAGCCAGAGUUAUGGAAAAAUUUUCCUCAGAAGCAUUCACAGAACAGCUGUACCAAUACAUAUGCAGAUUAAUACAAUAAAAUUAUAUUUCCAUAUUAUAUUUUACAGCUUUGUAUCUCUAAUUUGUAUGGGAGACCAGUAUUCAUUGUGACUAUGAUGAAGAACCUGGGACAUCUGAAGUUCCUUGUUAUGCUUCUUGUGCUGCCUUAUGUUGCUUGAUACAAAGAACGAGCAAAACAUGUCCCACUGUCUUAUUAGAAGUUUGAAAUUUUUAUGUGGUAGGCUGAUCUGCCAUUGUAGGAGUUCUUUUGUGUACUGUGCCUUGGAAAAAUGUAUAGUUAAAUGGCAGUAACUUACUAGGAUAUCAUUGCACAUUUUACUUUAAUACUGUAUACGAUAUGACUGAUUUCAGUUUACAAAAUGUGGAUUUGUACAGAUAAGACAAGUGCAGCUUUAUUUUUUAGGUGUUUCAAAUGUUCAUCAGUAACUUAAGUGAAAGAGCUAUCUCAGCUGAAGUAUGGAGAGAAUUGCACAGUCCAACCAACCACGUGUUUAAAACACCAUUAGGGAUAUAAAUGGUAUAGUUUUAAAAUGAUUGACCUUUUACACUACUUCUUAAAUUGUGUUAUGUUGUCACAUUGGGUGUCAUAAACAAGUGUACAGGUGUGUGAGCAGGAGGUAGCUGAGACUAGAAUAAAACCAAGGACACCAGACUACCUCAGGCAAAAACAUUAGUGAUGAAAUUCUAUGUCUAUGCAGAUAGCUGCAGUGCAUAAGGAUGUAAUUUUACUUUGAGAGUUUCUGGUUUGUAGAGACUUAAAUGAUAUCCCUUUCACUUAACAUUUCAUUCUAAAUGACAGCACACUUUUAAAAUGUUAAUCUGGAGCAGGCAAUAAAGACAUUUUAUUUUGCUUGUUUUAGUGGUAACUUUUCAGUAAACUUUUCUGAAUAGUGUAGCUGGGGGAUACGUUUCUCCUAGUAUGGUGACUGCACAUGUGACAGUAAUUUGACUUAUUUUUCGAGUGUAAUACGUGGUUUUGGGCAAGGUAUAUCUGAUUUUUUUUACCUACCUCUCUUUUUAGUGCAUCUUUAUUAGUUCAUUGUUCUGUUUGGUUUGCAAU
Molecule: messenger RNA, 1791 nt
Organism: Haliaeetus leucocephalus (bald eagle)
Lineage: Eukaryota; Metazoa; Chordata; Aves; Accipitriformes; Accipitridae
Gene: ALG2
Product: ALG2, alpha-1,3/1,6-mannosyltransferase
Exons: 2
Coding region: 169-750 (193 amino acids)
Molecular function (GO): GDP-Man:Man(1)GlcNAc(2)-PP-Dol alpha-1,3-mannosyltransferase activity; alpha-1,3-mannosyltransferase activity
Source: RefSeq, a predicted model, not a curated record